This is a messenger RNA of Lolium perenne, 1354 nucleotides long. RefSeq lists its product as uncharacterized. Lineage: Eukaryota; Viridiplantae; Streptophyta; Magnoliopsida; Poales; Poaceae. The record is from RefSeq and is a predicted model, not a curated record.
UGGACGUGUCAAUUGAUUGAUGAAAUUCAAUUUCAGGGCCGGCCCAUGCAAGCUCCGAACGCACGCACGCGAGCUGUCACGUCUGACAGAUGGGCCCAGCUCGUACCCCACACUCUUCUUCAUCCCGUCUUCCAUAAAUACGUUCCCCGGUUGACCACGGUCGCAUCCGACUCGAGUCGAACCCAGUCCAAACCCAGCUUCCAGAACCCACCAUUCCGAGACCACGCGCGGACGCGCCACCAUGGCCAAGCUUCGCGCCGGCUCUACCGCCCGCUCCGCCGCCGCCGCCGCUGCUCGGGCGUCCCCGGCGCCCACGUCGUCGGACCCGAAUCUCCCCACCCCGACCUCCACCCCCCGCGCCGACCUCUCCUCCUCCGGCGCCAAGUUCGCCGUCGCCUCCGCCAACCGCAGCUCGGUGGGUUCGUCCUCAUCCGCUUCCGCCACGGACCUCCCCGCGCCCGCCGCCCGCGACGUCGCCUCCAUCGCCAAGGAGGUCGGCAAGCGCCUCUCCUACGACGACGAGGACUGCUCCGCCUUCCCCACCGCCGCUUCCGCGCUGCAGCCGGAUCCCGCGCUCGAGGUCCCCGCCGUCCUCGCGCCCCUGCUGGAGCUCCCUGGCCCCGACCAAGUCUCCUCCACCACCGUCGUCCCCGCCUCCGCCGACUCCACCGUCACCGACGUCGUCCCCGCCUCUGCCGACUCCACCGUCACUCAGACCCAGGUCGCAGCGCCCGCCGACUCCACCGCCGCCGUCGCCGCCGCGGACGCCGAGGGCCCCGUCCUCACGGGAAUGGAGCUCGUCCUCGCCGAGCUGCGCCACGCACGCGGCCUCACCCCGCGCUCCAAGCGCCUCCUCGCCGCGCUCGCCGAGGCCGCCUCCGCCGAGCUCAGCCACGACCCCACGGCCGCCGCCCUCCGCACGCGCCGCGCGGCCUUCUGGAGCAAGGUGCGCGUCGGGAUCCUCGCCGCGGCCGUCUUCUCCGUGGCCGCCAUGGACGUCGCCCUCGCCGUCGCGCUCUACGGCGCCAGCCGCGGGAGCCACCACCACCUGGUGCUGCCCCCCACCUGAUCGAUCGAUGCACGCGCGAUGACGAGCGAUCCAUCGGUACAAGUUAGUAGAACCGGUGUGUUAAUUUGGUCUAGUGUUUGCCGCUUCCGAUUUCUACCAGUAGCUUCGUACUAAGUUAGCCUUGUUGCUCUACGAGUUUCUAGUACUACAUCAGAACCGUGCUGAAAGCAGCGGUGAUUAAUUUCUGUGUUACGGUGAGUGUUUAUUAGUACAUUUUCAGUGAGAAAUACUAUAUUGACUGUGUUGUGCUUCAGUAACAAUUUUAUGGAAAUUCAGUUUCAUGCA